GUGAUGUCACAGGUGAGAGUGAUGAAGAGCUGGAGUCAGAGUGUGUUGAAUGUUUGUGUGUGAGAGACUGACCUGAUCAUGCUGGCAGUGAUUUGUCUUCUGUCCUCUUGUCUCUUGUGUUCUUACACGGCGGCGACACCGACGGCCAAGAGCAGAAACGCCACAGAUGCUGCUGGAACAGGUGGAAACAGGACGCAGACCAACGUGACGUUCGAUGACUCUCAGGAUGAAACUGCUUUCCCUGGACUUCUGAUACACUCUGGAUACCGUGACAUCGCAGGUAUUCGCAACAUCCAGCCGGAGCAGGAGGAGGAGUCUCGGAUCAUCGGCGGUCAGGAGGCCAUCCCGUUCUCAUGGCCCUGGCAGGCUUCUCUCAGCUUCGCCUCCAUGCCGGCCUGUGGGGGCGCCAUCAUCAGCCCCCAGUGGGUUGUUUCUGCGGCUCACUGCUUCAAGAGGUUCAAAAAAGCAUCGUACUGGACCGUGGUGGCAGGAAAACAUGACAUAGACGCUCAAAAGGAGGAGGGGCAGCAGAUGAUGGGCGUGGCAGCGAUCCUUCCGCAUCACGGUUACAACUCACGCACCAAAGAGAACGACAUCGCGCUGGUGAAGCUGCAGCAGCCGCUCGCCUUCUCCCGGUCCGUCCGGCCAAUUACCAUCUGGACCAGUGCGCUCCCAGUGUUCAGGGAGUGCACCAUCACAGGCUGGGGCUCCACUCGCGAGAAUGGUCCUCGCAUCAACAGACUCCAGGAGGUGAAUGUCACCGUGCUGCCCCCUGAUGUUUGUAAUCGUUACUACACUGGCAGAAUUCGCUCAUCCAUGUUUUGUGCAGGAAAUGAGAAAGGCGGAGUUGACGCCUGUCAGGGGGACUCCGGCGGUCCUCUGUCCUGCUACACCGGCAACAAAUUUGAGCUGGCCGGUCUGGUGAGUUGGGGUGUUGGCUGUGGACGUAAGAAAAGGCCGGGCGUCUACACCAAACUGGACAUCCAUGCCCAGUGGCUGUACGACCACCUGAAUAACCUCAUGUUUGAUGAGGAGUCUGAAGAGGAGACGUGCGGUCGUCAGCAGAGCCCCGGCUGUUCGCCUCCGGGCCUCGCCUCUCUCUCCGUGACAAGUGGAGGCCAGGUCAUCAUGAACAACGUCACAGAGUCAUGUCCCUUCUUCUGGCCAUGGCAGGUCAGUCUCCAGUCCAACGGACGCCACUUCUGCAGCGGCGUACUCGUCCACCAGCACUGGGUCCUCACUGCCAAACACUGCAACGUCAAAGCAAAGAGGACGUGGCAGUUCUUGGAAUUCAUGACCUUCAGUUCUUAUCGACGCAGACUGUCCCUGUGGACGACGUCAUCAACCUGCCACUAGAGACUGGGUUCCCGCCUAAACCUGACCUGUCUCUGCUACACCUCAGCGUCCCAGUGCGAUUAGACACAAAUGUGUCUCCAGUAUGUCUUCCCGAGGAGGACGAGGAGCUAAAUGACAGCUGGCACUGCUUUACAGCGGGCUGGGACACGACAAA
Molecule: messenger RNA, 1510 nt
Organism: Cynoglossus semilaevis (tongue sole)
Lineage: Eukaryota; Metazoa; Chordata; Actinopteri; Pleuronectiformes; Cynoglossidae
Product: trypsin-2-like
Exons: 11
Coding region: 79-1356 (425 amino acids)
Biological process (GO): proteolysis
Molecular function (GO): serine-type endopeptidase activity
Source: RefSeq, a predicted model, not a curated record